GAAUCCUGGAUGACCCUUGAUCGUGUUGAUGAUAAAUUUAAGCUCGGCAUCUCGUAGGCUUCGUGCGUGUUCUGCAAACAUCAGACCUAUAUCGAAUCUCACCAUGUCGUCAGGCCCCAUUAAGAUCGCCGUCCUCGACGACUACCAGGGCAUCUCUGAGCCCAAGUACCAGAAGCUUGACCCCUCAACGUACGAGGUGUCUUUCUUCAUAGAUACACUGUCUCCAUAUGAUCACCCUGAUACCAUCCAAGAUGUCAAGGACAAGGUUGUCGCCAGACUCGAGCCUUUUACGGUGAUCUCUACCAUGAGGGAACGUACCCCCUUUCCGAAGGAGCUGAUCUCCCGCCUCCCCAACCUCAAGCUCCUCCUAACCACAGGCAACCGAAACUAGGGGCUGGACCUGGAAGCCUUUAAAGAGCGGGGCAUUCCUGUUGCUGGUGCUGUUGACAGGGCUCAUGCAGGGUCUGUAGGCUCCAUCAGCACGACCGAGCACUGUGUCGCCCUGAUCCUUGCUGCAGCCCGCAACAUCGCACAGGACGAUUUUUCGGUCAAGACUGGGGGCUGGCAAACGGUUCCUGCCCUAGGUCCAAGUUCCUCCUGAUGAAUGGUCGGUAAAGCAUAAGCUGGCUUUUCCAGUAUGCAACUUGUGAAGAAGGUGUGGGCCCUGAAACUGCUGAGUAGUGUGCCUCAAGGGAUCUGCUUGUGUCGCCAUUUCUGACAGGUUCGGGCGGGUGUCUCUCCUGGAAAGUGCAGUAAACUCCAAGAGAACAUGACCUAUUCUAUGUUGGAGGUAGAUUUGUGCCAUAAAUAUUUCUCAAGUCUGCUCCUCAAACUCUUCAAAGAUCAAUAUCGCGUUCGGGAAUGGCAUAUCUGCCUCGAGCGCCAGUAUAUCUGAAACUGAAGCAGCCGGAUUUAUCGAGUGCUCCCUGUUAUGUUUAGUAUUAUCCAAAACAUAACUGACUUUAAUACAUACCUUUCCAAGCGACAAACAUCCAAAAGUGGGUAACUAGCUUAUUCAAUUUCCUGUUUUCGUGGCUUCAGAAUAUUGUCUUCGGGCAAAAUAGCAACUGGAGGGCAGCGUCAAUGUCACAAGACGACCCUGCCAUCGACUAGCGAUCCAACGUGGCAGGUUUCCGCGCUGCUGCCAUCGUAUAUGUACCGAUCUGGGGCGAUGAUGGCUACACCUACGGUUAAAAGAAAGAGGAUGUCGCUUACCGCCGAGAGAGGAUCAGGGAGAUAAUGAGGAUGAUAUCUUGCUGGGAGUAUCUACGAAGAGGAGUAGCAAGGAGACGAC
Messenger RNA from Podospora pseudocomata, 1294 nucleotides. RefSeq lists its product as uncharacterized. The record is from RefSeq and is a predicted model, not a curated record. The coding region runs from base 29 to 391 and encodes 120 amino acids. NCBI's taxonomy places the organism in Eukaryota, Fungi, Ascomycota, Sordariomycetes, Sordariales, Podosporaceae. The transcript has 3 exons.